AUGGUUGCUAAAUUUGAUCCAAUAAUGAAAGAGCACAUUCGUCGAAUUCAAGAUAAACAAAUUCAUUACCAUUAUCUUAGUCACAAAAUUCAAAAUGAAUUUAUUCUUCAGAUAUCGAAUGAAAUCAAAUGUGUAAUCAUUAAAAGGGUUAAAGAAGCAAAAUACUUUUCAAUUAUUCUCGAUUGUACUCCGGAUGCAAGUCAUGAAAAACAAAUGUCACUUAUAUUAAGAUGUGUUAAUGUUUCAGCAAGUCCGAUAAAUGUGGAAGAGUUCUUUUUAGGAUUUCUAAAGGUGGAUGAUACAUUAGGGAAAGGGCUUUUUGAUGAACUUGUAGAUGCUUUGAAAGCUCUUGAACUUGAUAUUGGUGACGUAAGAGGACAAGGGUAUGAUAAUGGUUCUAAUAUGAAAGGGAAACACAAAGCAUCAUCUUUUUUUGGAGUUGUGCAACGCAUGUAUUCAUUGUUUUCAUCUUCCACAAAGCAAUGGAAAGUUCUCACAGACAAUGUUAAAGGUUUUACACUUAAGCCACCAUCACAAACACGUUGGGAAGGUCAAUUUAAAAGUGUUAAAGUAAUAAGAUUUCAAGCUCCAGAUAUAAGAAAUGUUUUAAUUCAUUUAGCAAAUACUAGUGAAGAUCCCAAAACAAAGAGUGAUGCUGAGUGCUUAGCUACAUAUGAAAUUGAGAAUUUUGAGUUCUUACUUGGCAUGGUUAUUUGGUUUGAUAUAUUGAAUGCUAUUAACAAAGUAAGCAAAAUCAUGCAAACAAAGGACAUGCAAAUUGAUGUUGCUAUAGAUCUCUUAAAAGGACUCAUUUCUUUUUUUGAAACUUAUAGAGAAAAUGGGUUUAAAUCUGCUAUGAUUGAGGCUAAAGAGAUCGCAACUAAAAUGGAAGUUGAACCAUUAUUCCGUGAAAGACGUGUCAUUUGUAGAAAGAAACAAUUUGACGAGAGUGCUAAUGAAGAGAGGACACAAUCGGCCGAAGAAUCGUUUAAAAUUAAUUACUUUAUAUACAUAGUUGAUCAAGCUCUUUCUUCACUAAAGAGUAGAUUUGAACAAUUUCAACAAUAUGAUGACUCUUUUGGAUUUUUGUUUAAUUUGGAGAGGUUGAAGUCUUUAAAUAAUGAUAGUUUAAAGUGUUCAUAUCAUAACCUUGAAAAUAUUCUAAAACAUGACAUGGUUUCUGAUAUUGAUGGGACUGAAUUAUCUUUAGAGCUACAAGUCUUAAGAGAAGCUUUACCAAAAGAAACAAAAAAGGCAAUUGAAGUAUUGGAUUUUAUAAAAAGGUUAGAUUAUUGUUUUCCAAAUGCUUGGAUUGCAUAUAGAAUAUUAUUGACUAUCCCGGUUACAAUUGCAUCUGCUGAAAGAAGCUUUUCAAAGUUGAAGUUAAUCAAAUCUUACCUGCGGUCGAUGAUGACACAAGAGAGAUUGAAUGGAUUGGUUAUCUUGUCUAUUGAAAAAGAUGUGUUGGAGAAAGUUGAUUUGAACACUUUAAUUGAUAAUUUUGUAACUCAAAAUGCAAGACGGUCACAUUUACUUUAA
This is a messenger RNA of Cornus florida, 1539 nucleotides long. RefSeq lists its product as uncharacterized. Gene Ontology annotation, molecular function: protein dimerization activity. The record is from RefSeq and is a predicted model, not a curated record. NCBI's taxonomy places the organism in Eukaryota, Viridiplantae, Streptophyta, Magnoliopsida, Cornales, Cornaceae. The coding region runs from base 1 to 1539 and encodes 512 amino acids. The transcript has 2 exons.